Anguilla rostrata (American eel) is the source of this 3577-nucleotide messenger RNA. Its product is annotated as anthrax toxin receptor 2-like. NCBI's taxonomy places the organism in Eukaryota, Metazoa, Chordata, Actinopteri, Anguilliformes, Anguillidae. Gene Ontology annotation, molecular function: transmembrane signaling receptor activity. The transcript is spliced from 17 exons. The coding region runs from base 315 to 1784 and encodes 489 amino acids. Gene Ontology annotation, cellular component: cell surface; plasma membrane. The record is from RefSeq and is a predicted model, not a curated record.
AAAGAAAAAAAAGUAGCCAAUUUAUGGGCACACUUCAUACGCUGCACAGUAAAACAAGCAUAAGGGAAGAGAAGUCAUUGCAUCGACGUCAGUUCGGUGAUUUCCUCAAUUUCGCAGGAAGCAGAAAUAACCUAUAUAUUGUUUCAUUGCAGCAGUGGUUCACAUGUAUGACACUGGGCGGUGUGGAAACGGUGUUGAUCCUCGUGGUACUCGGCUUUAUUACAAAGCAUUCAUUGGUUGUCUUCGUACUGUAUAAAAACGCGGCUUUGCAGUUACUUGCUUAAAAUCAGUGAUCUCUUCAAUUAACGACCGUCAUGAGCGAGAAAACAAUUCGCGAAAAGAAAAGAUGGACCAGAGCGACAGUGGGACUGUUGCUUGUAACUUUAUUAAAUGUGUCGUUUUGUAUAGCAGAAGAAGCGUCUUGCCACGGAGCCUUUGAUCUAUAUUUUGUGUUAGACAAGUCUGGAAGUGUUACAAACAACUGGGGGGAAAUAUAUGGAUUUGUUGAGCAGCUGACCAAUCGGUUUGUGAGCCCCAGGAUGAGAGUUUCUUUUAUAGUUUUUUCAGUUAGUGCAGAGGUGAUGCUGCCUUUAACCGGAGACAGUUAUGAAAUAGAGCAAGGCCUAAAGCGACUGCGUGACGUCAGACCAACGAGUGAGACAUACAUGCAUGAAGGAUUUAAGAAGGCAACAGAGCAAAUUGAAGAACAAAAAAAAAGAUCCUCAAGAUCAUCAAGCAUCAUCAUAGCCUUGACUGAUGGACGUCUGGAAGGAUAUCUCUUUCUAUACACAGUAAAGGAGGCAAACGUUGCAAGACAACUGGGUGCACGAGUGUACUGUGUUGGUGUAAACAACUUUGACGAGAAAGAGCUUGCAGCGAUUGCUGACAAUAAGGAUCAAGUAUUCCCCGUUUUAGGUGGAUUUCAAGCUCUCAGAAGCAUAGUAAAUUCGAUUUUAAAGAAGUCUUGUACAGAAAUCUUAAAAGUGGAGCCCUCCAGCAUCUGUGUGAAUGAAACCUUUGAAAUUGUGCUGAGAGGAAAUGGAUUUACACUGGGCAAUGGCACAGAGGGAGUGGUCUGCAGCUUCAUCAUCAACGAACAGACCUACCAUGAGAAGCCACGCGUGGUACAGGACGAUUACCUGCUGUGUCCGGCACCUGUGCUGCAUGAAGUCGGACAGUCAGUGGAUGUUCUGAUCAGCUUGAACAAUGGCCAGUCCUUCAUCACGAGUCCCGUUACCAUUUCUGCCACGGCAUGCUCAGACGGCACAGUGGUGAUAAUCGUGUUCCUGGUGCUGCUCCUGCUCCUGGGUCUGGCUCUCAUGUGGUGGUUUUGGCCACUCUGCUGCACCGUGGUUAUCAAAGACCCACCUCCCCCACCCCCGCCCGCCCCAGAACCCGAGCCUGAGGAGGACUCUCUACCUAAGAAGAAAUGGCCCACUGUGGAUGCUUCAUACUAUGGGGGAAGGGGAGCAGGAGGAAUCAAGCGCAUGGAGGUCCGUUGGGGAGAUAAGGGCUCUACAGAAGAAGGAGCGAGGCUGGAGAUGGCCAAAAAUGCUGUGGUCUCAAUACCAGAGGAUGUGGAGGAGCCCAUGAUAAGCCGGCCUAAACCUAAACCAACACCUAUCUACCAACACCAUGAGUCCAAAUGGUACACACCCAUUAAGGGACGCCUUGAUGCACUUGGGGCUUUGCUACGACGCCAGUAUGACCGAGUUUCUGUCAUGAGACCAACAGGAGAAGACAAGGGACGAUGCAUGAACUUCAGCCGGGUCCAGAACCAUUAGGACACUCACAAUGUGGCCUUUGAAAUACCAAGUGUACUGUAACUUCCUACUGAUGACAACUGAAGAAUCGCAAGUUCUGGAAGAACUCAGCCUUAACAAGCACUAUACAUUUUCUUAUAUCGGUUUUAUACACUAGUAGUGGAAGCCCUUUACCAGAGGAUGUAGUUUGCUUUUCUUUUUUUUUUAGCUAUAGUAGCACAUUAAAGCCUUUCUCGUCAGACUUAAACUGAUCAAGCUGUGUGGCAAAAGCGAAAUAGAUGUGUUUUCACUAUGCUUCCAAGACAAAAUAAGAUUUUCUUCUAUGAGACAGCCGAAGAUCCACAAAAGUUUUGAAUGAUUGGUGCUUCUAGAGAAAAAUCUAGUUACUGUUUUUUAUUUUAUUUUAUUUUUUGUCAGUGUUAAUUUUUGUUUUGUUACUAUAUUGUUCUUUGUGUUCUCUGUCUAGUUCUAUUUAUGAACCUGUCAUUGUAAGUGUAGUGUACAACACACACAUCUCAAUACCUACUAUAAAAAUCUCCUAAGCUUCCUUUAACUUUAGUAACUCUCAGAAUUGAUUCACUAUUAUUAAAAGAAACAACCCCCAGAAACCUGUACUUUUUGGCUGGACCGCAACAGCGGGGCCAGCCCUACAAACGCGAAUGUCUGUGACUGAGUGAUGAAGUUACACCAUUGGUCGGCCGGAUUAAGUGUGUUAGGUCCAGUCAUGUACUAGGUUUUGACCAGGUCUUGUUAUUAUAAUUUUGGGUAGAUGUCAGUCAACAACCUAUAGAGAUGUCGUAUAACUAUAAACAUCUGCGCGGGUGGAUGUGAUUACAGUGAAGCCAUCACAUCUCUGAGGCAGGAUGACGUUGCUAAGAUUGGCAAGCUACAUUCUCAUGAGAGAUGUGCUGAUGUCACUGCCUUCUGCACACUAAAUUAUAGUUUGAGCUUUUUCAGGACCCUACCCAUUUUUUCCCCCAAAAAUUCAAUUCCAGCACAGGGCAUGUACAGGACAUCCUGAAAGUAUAUCAUUUAUUGCACGUAUAAAAACACUGCACUGUGCACCCAGGUUUCUCAUUUCCAUGUUAGGAGAGGCAUCUCAGCCUGGCAGAAUGUUUAUUUGCCUGUUCCUGCCUGCUGGCCGUAGCAAACAAAUGAAGGAAUAUCUUUCCAGUUCCACACUGAACUAAGCACUGGAAUGGUAUUGUCAUGUACUGCUCUCCCUUUACAGUUAAUGAAGUGGUUAAAUCAUGCAAGGAAUCACUUUGUUUUUGUUGUAAAGACAGCUUAUACGUUCUAAGGGAUACUUAAAUCUGUAUUUAUACCCUAACAUGUGAAUGUGAACUGGUACAUUUCUCUGCAUUAAUAGUAUGUACACCCUGGAAUAUAUAAAUGGUUUACCGUUAACACCUUGUACCAUUUAAUAACGUGUUAGUCUUUAUGUGCUGAUAUUCAACUUGAAUGAUUAUGUUGUUUCCUAAUUUGGGUGUUGUUUAUUGUACGAAACGGUCAUGUAUGUAUAUAUAACACAGCAUAUAUUAUCUUUGUCACUUCAUCAUGAUGAUUCAUACAGUAGAUAAGCAGAUUUAAAAAGACUACGCAGUCGACCAUUUUGCACAGCUUAAGAACACGUACAGUAAUAUUUUAAAGCUGCCUUUUCAUAUGCUUUUUAAUCUUUGUUCAGCAAAGCAGUUUAUCUCUUUGCCUACUAUCUCUCAGUAUCCUCUUCAGUCAUUUUAAUGGGCAUAAAUCUGUCAUAAAUACUUCUCGACAAAAAAUAAAACCCACUGGUUUAUACCGUGGAUAAACCACGA